Messenger RNA from Tetrahymena thermophila SB210, 2938 nucleotides. RefSeq lists its product as hypothetical. Lineage: Eukaryota; Ciliophora; Oligohymenophorea; Hymenostomatida; Tetrahymenidae. The transcript has 9 exons. The record is from RefSeq and is a predicted model, not a curated record.
AUAUAUAUAUAUAAUUAAAAAAAUUAUUAGUUAAGAAAAUUAGAUAAAACAAGUAGAGUUUUUUAAGAGAUAGAGAAGGAGAGACAAAAAAAAUAAAAGAAUGAAUUUUAAAGCAUCAUUUUUAUAACUAAUUUAUCUUCUGUUACAUUAUGUCUUAUCAGGGUAGACAUCCUAGUGUCCAAAAUUUUCUAUUCAACACUUGCCUCGCUUCUUCGAUAGUCAAUAGAUAUUAGGUUAUCUAAAAAUUCCAAAAACAAAUAUUAUCUUAAUCAAUACUCUUUCGAAUAAUUAAAAUGGAGUUACUGAAAUUUCUAAUGUAGUGUAUUACGAUGACAUUACGAAAAAUGAAGACAACAUCAUUAAUGCAAUCAAGCCUGAUUAUACAAUUGUAUAAAUGGAGUAUAUUUAGAAAAAUAAUUAUAUUCUAAUUGUUAGUUCAAAUCAGCUAAUCGCAGCAAAUGUUUAUACAUUACAGAUAGUAAAGUUCCUCAUAUUUAGAUUAACAACAGGUGUAAGCCUUAUUUAAGGCACUGACUUAGCUAUUUUAACCACUAGAGCUUGUAUAUUCUACAUAAUUGAUGUUGUUUAGUUUAAACAGAUAUACUCUGAAGAUAUUUGCAACUAUUACUAUGAUGUUAAUAAUUUUAUUAAAUAUCCAAGAACAUUUAUCCUAAAUAAUGGGCAAGUUUUUAUAACAAUAAAAGAUGAUUUUGGAUUUCAAGCUUGGUCUUUAAAUUUAACAACAUACUAACUUCAAUAACAUAAUUAUCUCCCAGAAAAAUAAACAGUGUAGCAUUAAAAAACAUGGUAUACAGAUAUAGACUUCUAUUAUGAUUGGAAUUUGAUAUUUUUAGUUGGCAAUUAUUACACACUUACCAUUUUAUAAAUUGGAGAUUUAAGUUAGAAUUAAUUUACUAUAUUACAAAAUAUGAAUUUGAUGGAUUGGGGCUAAAAUUUUUUGAACGUUUAAUUUAUUUAAUUUACUGAAUAAUCUAAAUAGAAUUUUAGCUUAUUUAUGAGUGACCCUUACACCUUAUACAGACUUGAUUUUACCAUUAUAGGGAAUUAGUUAACAUAAUCAAUAGAUUCUCUUACUUUUGAGUUUGCUUAGGAUUUUCCUGUAUAUUAUUAAGGAACUUAGUACACUAAAUGGUAUUACGUUUAAGAAAACAAAUAGUUAUUUAUACCUAUGAAUUAUAAUUAUUUUUUCUAGACAUAAAGUUUCGUUUUUUCUUAUCAAGAAAAUAAAACUAUAUGGCGUUAAGCUUACUAUUCUAGUGGAUGGACAAAAAUAUUUGCAAUUAAUCAAAAUAAUAUAAAUUAUUUUGUCUCAUAUAGUUACUAUUAAAUUUUAGUUAUAUAAGAUACAAUUGAUGGUCAUAUUAUAUGGAAAUCAAAUUUAAUACCUAAUGACAGCAUAUUUGCAAAAGAAAACUAUUUUAUGUAAGUUCAAAAUUACCCUAAAGGUUUUUUUGCAUUGAUGAAGUCUCAAUAAAUAAUCUAUAUAGAGAUAUUUUCAAAUCAAAAUAUUUAUAGUUUUUAAUUAAGUUAAAUUAAUCUUUCUUUGACGAGAAUGGGUUAUGUAUUGACUUCGUUUAUGGACUAAGAAAACAUUCUUUGGUUUAUUACAGGUUUACCUUAUAAAGACAAUAAAGAAAAUUUUUUAUUCUGGAUGAUUGAUUUUAAAAUUUAAAAGGCAAAAGCUUUGUAUUCAGAUAAUUUAGAUGACAAUUUGAAUAAAACAUGUUACGCUUUAUAUUCAGAAAAAAAUCAUUCUCUUGUAGGAUUAGAUGUAUUAGGAAAUGUUUAUGUAUGGGAUUCACUCAAUUAAUAUAAAUUUAAAUAUAAAAAGACAAUAACCAAAUACUAAUGUUAUAAAUCGGUAAUGGGUCAAUUAUAUAAUGAUGGCAACAAUAUUUACUUAAUUGUACUGUGUGAUGAUCAUAAGGUAAUUAGUUUUAAUAUAGAUACAGAAGAUACUUAACUACUAAUUUAAAUGUCUUCUGAUUCAGAUCAUAUUAAUUCUUUUGAAGAUAUUUAAUUGAUUGGUAUUGGAGAAAGCAAUACAGGAAGUGUAUUUUUAUUUAGAUAUAAUUAAAAUAGUAAGAAUUUUGAGUCUUUUUUUAAAAUAUAAACCAUUAAAUACAAUGAUAAAACAUUAAAUUUAAUUUAUUUAGCUGACUCUCAAUAGCUCUUUAUCUAAUACUACUACAGUAACAACUUUUUACCAAUAGGAGUGUGCUUAGAAAAUGUUUAAAAUUGUUUGAAUUGUUAGAUGGAUUUUUAUUUUAACACAACUGAAACUUAACAAUAAGAUUAUUUAUUUGGGCUAGGAACGAGUGAAUCUCCAUUUUUAAGUUCAUAAAAUUUGAUAACAACUUUUUUACUGGCACAGCAAUAUAAUUAAUUAAUAGAUGGAAUUUAGAAGAUUAACAUCAAUAUUUAUAUUCACACAGAAAAUUCUUUGAGCUUAUUUCAAGAAUUGAUAGAUAUUUAAUUUAGUAAUGUAAUAUAAUUAAUGAUAAGAAGUGCAGAUCCUUUAAAAUAAUCUUAAAUAAAUAUUACAAAUAGCCUUUAAUUUAAUUAAUUUAAUUCUUUAUAUUUAUCAAAUAUAAUAUUCUAUUUUAAAUAUUUGGAUAACUAAAUUUAUUAGUGUGGAUUAUAAAUAAAUAAUAUAAUUGGUAUUGUUAAUAUUGAUAAUAUCGACUAUUAGUCUUCGAAUGCUACAUAUUCCUAAAAUUGCUAUUCUCUUCAAAUAAGUAAUUCCUCUGUAACUUUGUAAAAUCUAAAUAUAUCAAAUAAAGAUUUUUCUUAAUUUUAAGAUAUAAUUUAAGUUAGUGAUUCAAAGCAGGUAAAUCAUAAUAUUAGUAAUUAAAAAAUAAACUAAAUAUUUUUUUAAAAUAAUUAAAAAGCUUGUGUUAGAUAAUUUCAUUCUUGA